Messenger RNA from Caenorhabditis elegans, 886 nucleotides. NCBI's taxonomy places the organism in Eukaryota, Metazoa, Nematoda, Chromadorea, Rhabditida, Rhabditidae. The record is from the annotation of a RefSeq genome assembly.
AUGAUCUCACUGGUUUCUUUGAUUGCCACAGCCUCGGCUACUAGUACCGUACUCGCCAUGGGCUCCAGCAAGGAUCGACAAGCGGACCGUAAAAAAUCAAUCUAAAAAGGCAUCCGCAACCAAGUCGUCUCGUGCUUCAAAAAGUCAAAAAUCCGCGAAGUCGACGAGAUCUGGAAAGUCGUCCAAAUCUGGACACUUAAGCCGUGGAAAGCCUUCAAAAUCCAAGAAGUCGAAAUCAAAGAGCGUUAGACCUCUUGCAGUCCCCGGAGCACGGGGAGCUCCUAAGUCGGAAUCGAAGAAGCUGAGACGUGACAAGGACAAGUCGUCGAAAUCAGAAAGAUCCAGAAGAUCUUCAAAGUCUAAGAAGUGCGACAAGUCGGCCAAGAAGUGUGACCUGAACAAGGCGAAGAACCUCUGCCCACCGGUCUCAGAUGUUUCCGAUGCGUCCAUCAAAUCAAAUUCUGGGGAGAAGUCCGAGAAAUCGAAGGCUCUCAAAUUGGUUCCCAAUCAGUCGAACUACACAUUCCCGGAGGGACAGGGGACUGCCUCAGUGAAGACAUCCACCCUUCGUGCUUCACCCAACAAGCUGCCAUUCGCAACAACGGGUGGUGUUCAGACAGUUAGCAUCGCGAACAACACCAAGUCGAGAAAGGCGUUUAAGGUCAAAACCUCUGACAAUCUUCUGUACCGUGUCAACCCAGUCUUUGGAUUCGUUGAGCCGGGAGACAAGCUUUCGAUCGAUGUGCUCCGUCACAAUGGUGUUGAGAAGACUGAUCACAUGAUUGUCUUAACAUCCAAUGCUUCAUCAGAACAAAAUUGUGCCAAAGGAGUCUUCGAGAGUGACCAACCACGCGAGCUUACCGUCAUUCCAUUGGUGGUCAACUAG